UAUUCAGUUUGUGUCGUAUCGUAAUUAAACCGCAACAAUUAAGCCUGUCGCGUAUCACCGUGAACACAAAGAUGCCUUUGACAUUGUAUUUUAUACCGGAUGGACCGCCGUCUUUGGCCGUCCUGCAGUGCCUUAAUUACCUGAACGUCGACCACAAAUUGGUUAAGGUUGAUAUGGGAACGAGUGAGUACCUGACCGAAGACUUCGCCAAGCUCAAUCCUCAAAAAGAGAUACCCGUUUUGGACGCCCACGGCUUCUACCUUGGCGAAAGCAACGCGAUAUUGCAGUAUCUGGCAGAUAAAUACGCCAAGGAUGAAACACUCUAUCCUCAGGAUGUAAGGAAAAGAGCAGUCGUGAAUCACAGGCUCUGCUUCAACCUGUCAACCUGUCUUCCAAGUGAAUUGAUUAUAAAAUAUCAUGAAAUAUGAUUUGCUUUUACCACCUUUAACACUUAAGAUUCAAGGGACUGCCUUAUAGUAAUUAUUUAUUUGAAAAGUUUUAAAAAAGGUACAACCACGUAAAUACAUUUCAUAUUGUAGCACGGAAUACCCAGAUUUUUGGUCUGUGACCUAAAAAUUCUUGUAACAAAAUAAACCAUAAAAUUUGAAAAAAGGAUCUUAAAAUUGAAGCACUGGAAUAUGUACUCCAAUUUUUGCCAAUUAAUCUAUUUUUUGUGACAUUUUCGAUUAUUCUACAGACUUCCUCAAGGCCUUAAGUUAGACUAAUGAUCUAGUGUUAAUUCACUUAAAAUACAACUGCUAAUUUUCAACAAAA
Molecule: messenger RNA, 774 nt
Organism: Cylas formicarius (sweet potato weevil)
Lineage: Eukaryota; Metazoa; Arthropoda; Insecta; Coleoptera; Brentidae
Product: glutathione S-transferase D7-like
Exons: 3
Coding region: 72-428 (118 amino acids)
Biological process (GO): glutathione metabolic process
Molecular function (GO): glutathione transferase activity
Source: RefSeq, a predicted model, not a curated record